Messenger RNA from Cantharellus anzutake, 285 nucleotides. RefSeq names its product armadillo-type protein. The annotation marks the transcript as partial. Lineage: Eukaryota; Fungi; Basidiomycota; Agaricomycetes; Cantharellales; Hydnaceae. The transcript is spliced from 2 exons. Gene Ontology annotation, cellular component: actin cortical patch; clathrin complex. The record is from RefSeq and is a predicted model, not a curated record. Gene Ontology annotation, biological process: receptor-mediated endocytosis; Golgi to endosome transport. Gene Ontology annotation, molecular function: clathrin light chain binding.
AAGCUUAACAAGCAUGAGUCACUUGAAUUGGCAUGCCCUGUUCUUGCCCAGGGCCGUAAGCAACUGCUUGAGAAAUGGCUCAAAGAGAACAAGCUUGAAUGCACAGAAGAACUUGGCGACAUUGUUCGCUUACACAACAUGACCCUCGCUCUCUCGGUAUAUCUUUGCGCCAACGUCCCCAAUAAGGUUGUCGCAUGCUUUGCCAAGAUGGGCCAAUUCGACAAGAUUCUAUUGUACACAAAGAAAGUCGGCUACCACCCUGAUUAUGUGGCGCUUCUUCAGCAC